CGUUUUGUUGUCAAUUAUGUAGUCUACACAUUUUAAAAGAAUACGACUCUCAACACGGAAUUUGCUUUCUCCAUUAUACUGUAUUGAUACGGCAAUAACAAAAUGCUUACAAAGUCGUAGACGCGGUGUGUUUUAUGAAAUAACAGUUUUACUGAGCUGUGGGCUAAUUCCUCACCUGAAAGCACUUUUCGCUGGCAUUUGAACGGAUAGUUGAGGCUUUGUUUCCUAAAAUUAGCAGUCUCGUAUCCUGAACGAGAGCGCGCUUGCUUGUGUCGAAAUUCUGCGGUCCUGUGUGUGUGCAAUAUUAUGUGUGUGUAUGUAUACAGUGUUGGGGAAAAAGUACCCUAUUGUCAUAUUUGAGUAAAAGGAAAGCUACUUUACUUUUACUUGAGCCAUGUUCCAUUGAGUCACCCAGUAAAAUACUACUUGAGUAAAAGUCUAAAAUUAUUUGGUUUUAAGGGUACUUAAGUAUCAAAAGUAAAAGUUUGAAAUUCCUUAUAUUAAGCGAACUACACGGAACUGUUGUUUUUAUUUUUUAUUUACGGAUAGCCAGGGGCACGCUCCGACACUCAGGCAUAAUUUACAAAUGACUCGUGUGUUUAGUGUGUCUGCCAGAUCAAAGGCAGUGGGAAUGACCUGGUAUGUUCCCUUGAUGUGUAGGAGUUGGACCAUUUUCCUCUCCUGCUAAGCAUUCCAAAUGUAAUGAGUACUUUUUGAUGUCGGGAAUAAUGUAUGGAGUAAAAAGUACAUAAUUUUCUUUAUAAAUGUAGUGAAGUAAAAAAUAUAAAUAGUAAAGUACAGAUGCCCCCAAAAACUACUUAAGUAUGACUCUAAAGAAAUUUGACUUGAGUACUUUACGUGUUUGCGCGUGUACGCUACCAUUAAAACGUUUUUUUGAAAGAAAAUCAUUUUUUUUGUUCAUUAAAAUAACAUCAAUUGAUCAGAAAUAAAGUGCAGACAUUGUUGCUGAUUUUUUUUUUUUAAAUGAUAAGGAUUAUCAACAUUGGCAUACAGAGGUCCAUUUAUCAGCAAUCAUCACUCCUGUGUUCCAAUGGCGUGAUUAUAAUUUCAAAAGGCUAAUUGAUCAUUGGAAAACCCUUUUGCAAUUAUGUUAGCUGAAAACUGUUGUUCUGAUUUAAAAAAGCAAUAAAACUGGCCUUAAGACUAGUUGAGUAUUAGGAGAAUCAGCAUUUGUGGGUUCGAUUACAGGCUCAAAUUGGCCAGAAACAAAACUUGUGAUUUUUUUAAUGCACUCUACAUUAUGAAUAUUGGACUUUUACCAUUUAUAGAUGGAUCAUUUUUUUAUUCUACAAUUAAUACAUCUGCUUUGUCAUCACACGAUUCAAUAGAUUACAUACAUUAUAUAAUAGGCUUUCUAACACAAAGUUUGUCAAAGUAAUGUGUGAAUGCUUGUAAAUGUGUUUUGAAUUGUUUUAAGAUUUUUUUCUCUCCCAUUUUAGGACAAAAUUGUCACAGCAAGUUCAAUCCCAAACCUUGGUAGGAUGGAUUAACCUCUAGAUUUGCCUGACUGGACACUCCAGGUGUCGGCAGCACCCAAUGUCCUUUCUACAUGAUGAGUGUGACCUGAGGAGGACUCUGGGUUUGUUAGACCGAACCGCUAACACUUCUGGACUCUUCCACCCAAGUUUCUCCCGCCGUUUGCCACUCGUACGGCACGGGGACUGACAUGAAGAAAGUGGCCCAGUGGUCAACGGAGGACGUACGCCAGUGGCUGACCAAUGAGGGAAUGCAGGAAUACUCUGAGGCCUUCCUCCACCUGGACGGCCAGGGCCUCCUGCAGCUCUCCAAGGCGGACUUCCAGACGGCCCCUCUGGUCCUUGUCACCUCGGACAGAGGCAGACAGCUUUUGGACAAGUUGGAGACUCUCAGAAUAGAGCACCACAUUGAAGCACAUAAAAAUGGGCAGGCCAACGGACACUCCAUCUUGACCGUCAUCAAUGAGGUAAAUGGGAACAAGCCCAAGAGUAACGGUCUGAUCAAUGGGUUUCACAAGGAACGGGUUCAGAUCCACAUGCCUGAGAUCAACCGCUCUCCGUUCCCUGAAGAGUGGGGGAAGACUGGCGUGGCUUGCAUCUACGCCAUGGUCUGCUUCGUCUGCACCACCAUCAUUAUCUCUGUGGUCCACGAACGCGUGCCUCCCAAAGAGGCUACUCCGCCCCUGCCAGACAAGUUCUUUGACUUUUUUGACCGAGUAGACUGGGCUUUUUCCAUAUGCGAAAUCAACGGCAUGAUACUGGUCGGCCUGUGGCUUCUACAGUUGACACUGUUAAAAUAUAGGUCCAUCGUUGGUCGACGUUUCUUCUUCAUCGUUGGCACACUGUACCUAUACAGGUGUAUCACCAUGUACAUAACCACACUCCCUGUGCCAGGAAUGCAUUUCAAGUGCUCUCCUAAGCUGUUUGGUGACUGGGAGUCCCAAAUGCGGCGAGUCAUGAAGAUGAUUGCAGGAGGAGGCCUCACCAUCACUGGCUCGCACCACAUGUGUGGGGACUACCUUUACAGUGGCCACACAGUCAUGCUGACACUCAGCUAUCUCUUCAUUAAAGAAUACUCUCCAAAACGGUUCUGGUGGUACCAUUUGAUCUGCUGGUUGCUAUGUGCUGUAGGCCUAUUCUGCAUUCUCUUGGCUCAUGACCACUACUCCAUAGAUGUGGUGGUGGCUUACUUCAUCACCACACGCCUAUUCUGGUGGUACCACACCAUGGCCAACCAGCAAGUGCUGAAGGAAUCAUCGCAGAGCAACUUUUUCUCAAGGGUGUGGUGGUACCGAAUUUUCCAGUACCUGGAACAGAAUGUCACAGGCAUCGUCCCUCGGAACUACCAGAUGCCGCUGUCAUGGCCACCGACCCAAUGGAGUCUAGUGAAGUACAGCCGUAUUGACACACAGUGCCCGUGACAGCAGGGAGUGACCCCCCCCCCCAGGAGGACAUGAUGGUGGGUCUCUUAACAACACUCUUUAAAGUGCCCCAUCUAAUCACAAGAAGAUGCCCUAUCUGUCGAACUUUGAUGCUGCUCCAUCUCCCUUUAAUGCUCUCCUGUAACACACUCCAGUCCAACUGGCUAGUACUGUGACAACCAUCGUUUCAGCCAAAACAUUUCACAUUGGAAAACAAUCAUUCUAUCCUCUCGAGGCUACUCUGAAAGUAAUGGUUUCCAGUGGGUGGAUCGCAAGCAUUUCAAAAGUGGGUCCAGAUCUAUUUCAGCUCGCAACAGGAAAUCUAUAGUUAAAGGCUAAUAUCUCCCUCUGUAACCGGUUACUGAAAUGUUAUUAAAUAAACAUGUUUGUCACAGCGAUUGGGCUGUUCCAAAAGUUUGGUGUUAUCAUGCUCAGAUGUUUUACCAAGUUUUGGUUCAAAAUAGCUUUGAGAACUGACCUGUCGUGAAGCAGGAGGCGUUUUUUGUAGUGACUUAUAUUUUUGUAGUUGUCUAAAAUAAGCUUGGCCAAGGUGUAAACUAUUUUCUAAGCAUAUAACAGGUUUAUUAUUCAAAUUAAUGCUUUAGAUUUUUACAGUUAGGAGACUAUAGCAAAAAGGAGAAAAUAAAUUAGUAACAAUAUUCCUCAGUGCCUUUCUUGUUGUGAUUGUACAGUAAGUGUAUCAGUGUCCUCAUUAAUGUUGACUUGAAUGACCGUUUUUAAAGUGCUACAUCAGUAUUUACACUUUAACAGAUAGGAGGGUGUUUAAAUGAACCUGAUGCUGAUCACCGAUUACAGCAUAGACAGUUGAGCAAUUACGACUCCAUUACAUUUUCUCCCUGUUUCUGAAUGUAAAGAAUCAUGAAAUUCUUUUAACCAUGUUAGUGUCUUUCCAAGUCAGUCAUGUUUGCUUAAAAAAAAAAGGACAUUUCUUAUUUUCCAUUGAUUUAUUUAUUACAUCGAUAAUUUCUUGUGUUUUUGCUUGGGAUAUUGGAUUCCCAUGUUAUUUCUUGCCUAUUAUGCCAAAUAGCUGCAUUGUUUGGGCUGUCCUUUGACCCAAAGAUUAGGUCAGUGUGAUGGAGAGGGAGGUUAAAAGCAAGGUUUUAUUGAGUGGUCCUGACAAUUUCUCAGCUUACUGAUGAUGACUGACCCAAAUGCCCCUCUCCUCAAUGUAUAUGUAUACCUCAGAAGUGUCGUGUUAACCAACCAAUGAGAAGAGCUGAUUAUGGUGUAACCAUGGAAGAAAUUAAUCCAAAAGGAAAUAAAUAAUAUUUAGCACACCUUAA
Molecule: messenger RNA, 4221 nt
Organism: Oncorhynchus nerka (sockeye salmon)
Lineage: Eukaryota; Metazoa; Chordata; Actinopteri; Salmoniformes; Salmonidae
Product: phosphatidylcholine:ceramide cholinephosphotransferase 1-like
Exons: 5
Coding region: 1688-2917 (409 amino acids)
Biological process (GO): ceramide biosynthetic process; sphingomyelin biosynthetic process
Cellular component (GO): Golgi membrane; plasma membrane; endoplasmic reticulum membrane
Molecular function (GO): protein binding; sphingomyelin synthase activity; ceramide cholinephosphotransferase activity
Source: RefSeq, a predicted model, not a curated record